AGUGAGCAAUGGUGUGACAAGAACGGACAUCCUUUUACGAUGUGGUUUCCUGCUAUUCUCGAGCCUGAGGGCAUGCACUCUCACUUGGACCCUUAUUUCUCUCUUCCAGCUCUCAAGCAGCCUGUUAUCAAGGACAUCCGAACUGCCAAGGCUCAAUUCCAGCUCAAAGUUCUGGAUGACACCUACCCUACAGAAGCGGUGAAUUGCAGCAUCAAGGCCCAGAACACUCUGAUGUACAUUGCCAGCGAAUGUGAGAAAGGGAGG
This is a messenger RNA of Suillus discolor, 264 nucleotides long. RefSeq lists its product as uncharacterized. Lineage: Eukaryota; Fungi; Basidiomycota; Agaricomycetes; Boletales; Suillaceae. The transcript is spliced from 2 exons. The record is from RefSeq and is a predicted model, not a curated record. The annotation marks the transcript as partial.